UCAGCAAACAACAACAGCAGCAGCAGCAGCAGCUAUAAGCCUAUAAGGUAAAGCUAAAGAGAGAUAGACUUUGGUUUGGUUGGUUGUUUGAUUGCUUGCUGAAGAGACCAAAUUAAAGGGACGGCGUUGCGUGCAUUACGCUAUCCUUCUUUUCUUUCUGUGUUCAUGUUCCAUUUUUGGGGACCUCUCUUUCUUUUGUGAUCAUAAAAAGGGAAUCUCUCUUUAUUCUUUCAGCUCUCUCUUUACUAUUCUAUUCAUCCUUCUCUCUUCUUCACAUAUCCUUUCUCCAUAUUUAAUAAACAUGGGAGAAGCUUUAGUAUUUUUUUUGUGGGUUUCUUCUAUUUCUGGUUAACAACAAAAAAAAGAAUGGUGGGUUUUGCAAGCAAUGAUGAUUAUGCGUGUUCCCAGUUACUGAAUCUAAUACCUAAAGAGAAAGAAUGGAUUGUUGAACAAGAAGAAGAUGAUGAUGAUGAAGAGAAAAAUCUUGAGCUAAGGCUUGGUCCUCCAGUUAAACGAGAUUGGAGAAUCAAACAUGAUGAUGGAUUCUUCAAGAACAGCAAUACUUAUAAUACUUCUUCUUCAGGGGCCAAAAGGGUAUUUUCAGAUAUAAAAGAAUCAGGGAUUGAACGGGUCAAUGGUAAUAGCCAAAACCAUAGCUUCCAAGCGAAAAGGGUAUUUUCAGAUAUAAAAGAGCCUGAGACUGAACGGGUCAAUGAUGAUAGCCAAAACCAAAGCUUCCAAACUCCAUGUCCAUGGCGGCAGCAGACAACCCCCUCAUUUCUCCAGCUUCAAUCAAUUCCAAAAAGCAUCCCUGUUAUGGAAAAUGAAUCAUCACAGCCCUGUAGCUCUCAACAGAAAGCAUUUUCACCAUCUCCUGCAGCUGUGCCCUGCCCUAGCAGUUCUGAUCAGAAAAGAAUUGGUGGUGCUCCAGUUGUGGGAUGGCCUCCAAUAAGAUCAUCUAGGAAGAAUCUGAUGAAAACAGAUCCAUGUGACAAGGUUGAGAAGAUUACUAAAAAUGGUUUGUUUGUAAAGAUUAAUAUGGAAGGAGUUGCAAUAGGAAGGAAAGUUGAUCUUAAAGCUUAUGAUAGCUACGAGAAGCUGUCUAGUGUUGUUGAUGAAUUGUUCAGAGGCCUUAUUGCUGCUCAAAGAGAUUGUUCUGAUCAUGGUGAGGAGAAAUCGAUUACGGGUUUGUUGGAUGGAAGUGGGGAAUACACGCUUGUUUAUGAGGAUAAUGAAGGAGAAAGAGUUCUUGUUGGAGAUGUGCCAUGGAACAUGUUUGUUUGCAGUGUGAGAAGACUGCGAGUCAUUAAGACAUCUCAGAUCCACAAAUUGUUCUUGUGUCCUAUUGGCACUAGUAAGAAGGGAAAGACAACACCAAGUGAUGCAUGAUUGCAUUUGAAUGGAUAUUAGUUAUGUUUCUUUUGCUCAAGGGAGUUUAGGGUUUGUUUUGAAGAAAGUUCCCCAUUCAAAUUAACUCACAUUAAGUUUAUAUUAUUCAUCUGUUUAAUUUGGUUCUAAUAUUGAUAUUGAUGUAGUACAACAUUGUUCUUAUAAUUCUUUUAUGGCUC
Impatiens glandulifera is the source of this 1568-nucleotide messenger RNA. Its product is annotated as auxin-responsive protein IAA18-like. Gene Ontology annotation, biological process: regulation of DNA-templated transcription. Gene Ontology annotation, cellular component: nucleus. The record is from RefSeq and is a predicted model, not a curated record. The transcript is spliced from 5 exons. Bases 367 to 1389 code for a protein of 340 amino acids. Lineage: Eukaryota; Viridiplantae; Streptophyta; Magnoliopsida; Ericales; Balsaminaceae. Gene Ontology annotation, molecular function: protein binding.